This is a messenger RNA of Sardina pilchardus (European sardine), 2588 nucleotides long. RefSeq names its product protoporphyrinogen oxidase (gene ppox). The record is from RefSeq and is a predicted model, not a curated record. The transcript has 14 exons. Gene Ontology annotation, molecular function: protoporphyrinogen oxidase activity, oxygen as acceptor. Lineage: Eukaryota; Metazoa; Chordata; Actinopteri; Clupeiformes; Clupeidae. Gene Ontology annotation, biological process: porphyrin-containing compound biosynthetic process. The coding region runs from base 200 to 1633 and encodes 477 amino acids.
UGAACUGACUCAACCGGACUCAACCCAUCCAUGUUCAGGUGUCAAAAUAUUGUUAAAUGAAGUAUUUUAAGUGCUUCUUCCUAACGUUAUCUGAUCUGAAGGAAAUAAUAUUGUUUGGAUUUCACUCGACAACGACUUGAUCUGUUUUUUGAAGGCCUGCUAGCAUUGUCAAUAGAGCUGGUGUGGGAGUCAGGCUUGAAUGCAGAAGACAGUUGCUGUCCUAGGGGGAGGGAUAGGGGGCCUGUCUGCCUGCUAUCACCUCAGUAAGAGUCCCCAGGUCUCCAAGGUUGUGGUGUUGGAGGGCAGUGAGCGUUGCGGAGGCUGGCUAAGCUCCACGCGCAGAGAGGAUGGGGCAGUGUUUGAGCAGGGGCCGCGAGGGGUCCGCCCUGCAGGAGCAGUGGGGAAGAACACACUCAACAUGGUGUCUGAGCUGGGACUAGAGAGCGAAGUGCUUCCUGUCACUUACGAUCAUGUGGCCUCCAAAAACCGCUACCUCUACGUUGGGGGACAGCUCCACAAGAUGCCGACUAGUCUGGGUGGAGCGGUGCAGACAGUUCCUCCUUUUUCUCGGCCCUUACUGCUAAGUGUGUUGAAGGAGGUCCUGAUUAAGAGGAGCAAGGAGGAUGACGAGUCCGUACAUGCCUUCGUCUCCAGAAGACUAGGAUCUGAGCUAGCGGACAUCGCCAUUGACAGUCUGUGCCGAGGCGUGUUUGCUGGCGACUGCAGGACCCUGAGCGUGCGCUCCUGCUUCCCCCCUCUCUACAAUGCCGAGAAGGCCAGAGGCUCCAUCGUGCUGGGCAUGGUGUUCGGCUCCGGAGCUCUCCCAACAGUGACCCCAUCCGACCUGGCGACGCGGUCCGUCAAGGAGUCGUGGGCUCAGUGGUCCUUGCGCAGAGGUAUGCAGAUGCUUCCGGAAGCUCUUGAAGAUUCCUUCAAGAGGAAAGGCAAUGUGGAAUUGCACAGGCACGCCUCGGUGAAGACACUGAAUGCUACUGGCACUGGCUGGGAGAUUAAGCUUGAAGAUGGAGGCACUGUGAAGGCAGACCAUGUCAUUUCAGCAUUGCCGGCAAAUUCCCUGGCCUCGAUACUGCCCCCUGCUGCUCAACCCCUCUCACAACAGCUUCAAGAGAUCUCCUCGGUGACGGUGGCCGUGGUGAAUCUGGAGUAUGAGGGUUCCGUCUUGCCAGUUACGGGCUUUGGACACUUGGUCCCUUCCUCAGAGGACCGUGGGCUAUUGGGUGUGGUGUACGAUUCCGUUCCCUUCCCACAACAUAACGGCACCGGAGUACCAUCCACCAGACUCACGGUGAUGAUGGGAGGCGCGUGGUUCCACGAAGUCUUCGGCGACCCUGAGGGUGUGUCGAAAGAGAGACUGCUGGAGAGAGCGACCCAGGCUGUGACCUCUCACCUCGGGGUCACGGCGGUUCCUAUCUGGAGUCUUGUGGCUCUGCUUAAGGACUGCAUUCCUCAAUAUCAUCUUGGUCACUGGAAGCGAAUAGAGACCAUGAGGACGUACAUCAGUGACCACAGCCUCCCCCUCACACUGGCAGGGGCCUCCUAUGACGGCGUCUCAGUCAACGAUGUCAUCUUCAGUGGACGGACAGCAGCAGAGAAGCUGGUGGGGAUAGUGUAAGUGUGUUAGAGUGCCAUCCGUGCAUUUAUGAUGAAGUUACUGUUGCACUUAACCUAUUUUUUUGCUUAGUUUACAUUUGCUAGUAUUUGCCAUGAUUUUUUUUUAAAUAUAAUUUAACGCUAUGCAGGAAAAUAGCAAUGUUGACCAUUUUUAGUCUCCAUAGCAUAAAUAAUUCUUAUAUUUUGCCUUCAGUUCCCAACAAAUUAUUAUCAGCUUUCCAUUUCAUUUUUUUGAGUGUGACAAAUUACAAGUUUGUCGCUCCCUUUUUAAUCCCUAAAGUUGUAAUUGUUCCAAGAGCUUGAAACAUAUUCACUAAACUAAUCUUGUUCAGGUUUAAGCACACUAUCAAUAUAAAAUACUUCAUGUCUGUAUUUCCCAUCGUUGUCCCUGUUCCUUGUGAUAAAGGAUCAGAAACACACGUAUGCAUUUAGCAAAGUGACAUUCAGGAGUAUGGCUGUGAAUGUGUUGUGACUGUGCCUUUCUACAGUUGUGAAUGUGAAUGUGACAUUGCUUACUGAAUCUGGCAUCUGGUGGUGUUCAUGCUCCAUACGGGUACAUCUCCGCCAAGGCGGCCCAUUUGCUCCAAGCCGGUCCAAGCCUGCAGCUAGAACAGCAGCCCUUUGAAGCUUGGCUCUCCCUAAGCCUCCCUCACUGUGAGCGCUGACCGCCCAUAUGAAGAGACUGGUUCAGGUAGAACUAGUCUUCCUUAGAGUGUGCAAAUCAAUCAUUCAAAUGUGACCAUAUCUAGAGUUUAUGAAGAAACUGCAUCUUUAUUUAUUUAAUACAAUUUGAUCAUAAUUAUGUAUUUUUGUACAUGUAGAUCUUUGUUUUGGCAAGCUGAGAAAUUGACAAAUGAAUAGUUUUGCUAUGCCAUUGUGCUCUGUGUCAUUCGAUCUGUUUUUGUAUCUGUAUUUGUGAUUGCAAGAGCAGGAGAAUUAAAAGGGAUAUUAUGUCA